Molecule: messenger RNA, 1002 nt
Organism: Venustampulla echinocandica
Lineage: Eukaryota; Fungi; Ascomycota; Leotiomycetes; Helotiales; Pleuroascaceae
Exons: 1
Coding region: 1-1002 (333 amino acids)
Source: RefSeq, a predicted model, not a curated record
AUGGAAUCCAGUCGAUCUACAGCCUCGGAUACACCGCUCAUAGCCCCCUUACCAUCACCAAAGCGGAAGCGCAAUGUUCCUCCAACACCGCCGCCAUCCUCUUCGGCGAAGGAGAAAAUGCGACUCGAGACCGACGUCAAGAUAUCUACAGUUGGUGUUGAUAAUGGCCUAGCGGGAAGUCCGCGGACGAAGGUCGCGUGUGACCUUCAGGGCAUGCAGCUUGAAGAUAGCAUUGUAUCCAAGCUAGAGCUACGGCCUAUGUAUUGUCCAGCGAUUCGGAAUAGGCACCAGGCUGUGUACGAGGACGGAAUCGAUGAGGAUGAGGCCCUAAGCAGGAAACGUUCCAAGGUGUACGAGAUCCCCACAACGCCUGAGACGCGAAUAAUCAAAGCUUCGCCAAAGCUGAAGGAAAGGACGGCAGUCGCCAUAGCCUUUGGGUCCCCUACGGCACAGGAUCCACAUAUACCUGAACAGCCAACCGAAGUGGCGCUGGGUGAGGAUAUUGACCACCAUAUCGUAUUCAAAUCAGGUAGCUCGCUAGGAAAAUUAAAGGGAAGCGGGCUUGGGAGGGCAUACCCAGGUAUCAGCCAGCUACCGGACUCAAAUUCAAGAGGCAGGAAGCGUGCAGGUACACCGCCGCUCGCCACCUCGUCGGCAUCCAGCUCCCCUGGGGGCGGAGGGAAUAGGAUUAUUGAUCCCGAACGCGCAGCCCUAACCUGGCAUGACGACGAAAUCACUGGGCACAAUACAUCUGAUCCAGAAGACGAUGGGGAGGGUAUUAAUGGGAUCGGAUUUAAACCCACCCCAGCGGAAGCGUAUGCCCGGGCCCAGAAGAGACAGUUGCAGAUGGCAGAGUACAAAAGUCGCGAGGCGCGGGAAGCGCGAGCGAAGAGAAGUCAGAGGCGCAAGGGGAGCGACAGGAUGGAACAAGUUGAGCGAGAACAACAGAGACAAGUGAGGUUCCUAGAUGUGGAGCAGAGUAGCGUGAUAUCUAUCAAUUGA